Molecule: messenger RNA, 3330 nt
Organism: Anguilla rostrata (American eel)
Lineage: Eukaryota; Metazoa; Chordata; Actinopteri; Anguilliformes; Anguillidae
Gene: gfra4b
Product: GDNF family receptor alpha 4b
Exons: 8
Coding region: 716-2005 (429 amino acids)
Biological process (GO): nervous system development
Cellular component (GO): signaling receptor complex; external side of plasma membrane
Molecular function (GO): signaling receptor activity
Source: RefSeq, a predicted model, not a curated record
CACUGCAAUACAAACCACGUCUUUGAAACAUUUCACUGAGCUUUUUUGUUCUCUACUCCUCCGCCUGCAUCAUCUCUGGCGCUGCUUUGCCUCCGACCCUCUAGUGUCGGCAGUUGAUUCUCUCUGCGGAGCUGGCAGGAGCGCGCGAAGCCAAUAGCACAGAGUACGUUCCCCGCAGUUUCCCUACAGCUGUCUCGCUCGGACACAGCGGAACAGGAAGGGUGAAACGGAUCGUUCGCACCGAGGAUACUAUAUCCAACAUCCUUAUCCAAGCUGUGGAGGGCAUUUAAACUUUGGUCACAAACAUUAGCAGGACAGCAUUGGUGGACAGCAGCCUUAGAUUCAAUGUCAUACAUUAAGUUUAAUUUUCAUUUUACUUUAUUUUAAUGGCCUCUUCAUUUUGUGUUUUCUCCAGCUAACUAACUUUGAUCGAAUGCCCACGAGUGUUUGUGGACUAAUUGUUAGAAUAAUCUAUUCUAGUUUAAGUGGAUUAGCCUAUAUUAAGGCUGCACAGUUAAAAAGGAUUGCCUUUGUAAUGUUCUUCAGUAGUUCAUUUUUGCAUCUCGUAUAUGGGAGUUUGGACUACACAACCACCAGAAGAUCAAUCUGAGCCCUUUAUCGUCGUACGUUUGUAGAUUUUGGCAACUAUAAGGACAGAAACAAUUGUCUCUCUGUACUUGGGAUUCUUUUAUUUGCUUAAAAGACGGGCAUCGGAAUGGAACUAGUGGGAAUUAACCUGUUCCAACUGGCCUUUAUAGGUAUCCUGCAGGUGGCUCUGUCAACGGGGAAGGACUGCCUGCACGCAGGAGACAUGUGCUCCAGCGACGACACCUGCAGCCCGCGCCUGCGCACGCUGCGGCAGUGUGUGGCAGGCGACGGCAGCAUGAAGCUGGGGCCUGGUGCUCGCAGUCAGUGCGCCAACGCCGUGACGGCGCUCCUUUCCAGCCCACUGCAUGGCUGCCAGUGUAAGAGGGGAAUGAAGAGGGAGAAGAACUGCCUCAGCAUCUACUGGAGUCUGCACCAGUCCAUGCUGCAUGGUUACAACUUGGUGGAAAGCUACCCAUACGAAGCUGUGGAGAAGACCUAUGACUAUGUGCGCCUGGCCUCUAUUGCUGCUGGGUCCGAGGUUGGCAUGACGACGGUUAACCGCUGCCUGGAUGCGGCGAAGGCCUGCAAUGUGGACGAGACGUGCCAGAAGCUGAGGACGGAAUACGUGUCAGCCUGCAUCAAGCCGUCCGGCAAGUCUGCGCCAUGCAACGUGCCCAAGUGCAACAAGGCGCUGCGCAAGUUCUUCGACCGGGUGCCGGCGGAGUAUACCCACGAGCUGCUCUUCUGCCCCUGCACGGACACCGCCUGCGCCGAGCGCCGCCGCCAGACCAUCGUCCCCAGCUGCUCGUACGAGACCAAGGAAAAGCCCAACUGUCUUACCCAGCUGCGUACCUGCAAGGCUGACUACGUGUGCAGGUCCCGCUGGGCUCAGUUCCAGUAUGACUGCCAGCCAUCAGAGCAGUCAGACAGCGGCUGCAUGCAGGGGAACUACAGGGCCUGCCUUCUGGCGUACACUGGCAUGAUUGGCAGCACCAUUACCCCCAACUAUGUGGACAAUGCCACCUCCAGUGUGUCACCACGGUGCACCUGCUCUGCCAGCGGGAACCAGAGAGAGCAGUGUGCAGAGUUCCUGAGCUACUUCACCAAUAAUCUGUGUCUGAGAAAUGCCAUUGUGGCAUUCGGGAAUGGGACAGACAUUAAUGCAACACCAAACCAUCCAGUGCAGCCAAGCCAAGCGACGGACAGCGAAGAUAUGACCAUGAUUCCUCCGGUCGCGGCUGAGACCGAGCGCAACAUCCUGAGCCCUCUCAUGCCUACACAGGCCUCAGAGAAAGACAGACUCUGGGUGGAAUCCACCCUCUCGUCCACCGGUCUCUCCAGCCACGCCAUCACCCCCUUCCACCUGACCGCCUGGACCAGCCUCCUGCUAGUGCCUGUGGUCUGUCUCCACCACUAGUGGGGGCACAGCCACUCUGGACCUCCCUAUGAACUGUGUAUGGGGGGAUGGGCGGGAGGGGUGGAUUGGGGCAUUUGUAUGUGAACUAGGGGAGGGGCGGUGGCAACAGAGCCUGACCUCCCACCUCCCCCUGCACAUAUGGUACAGUUAUUUCUUUACAUUAUCUUUAAUCUCAGCAGUCUGACCACACCUUUAAGGGGUCUGAGGGAAAGACACAGAAGAGAGAGAGAUACAUUUAGAGAAAGUCAAAAGAGACAGAGAUAGGUCUAUUUAUAAACUUAUAUGUGCAUAUUCAAAGACUUUCUCAGUCAGCCCCCACAGAAACAAAACUGCCGUCUUCAAAUAUCAUCAGUUAUACAUAUGUACAGAUUUAUUUAGUGGAACGCAGGGAGAAGGGGUGGGGGGGUCAGGAGGGCUGGAGGGGAUUUCAGGGAGGGGACGAGGGCUCACAAUUAAAAGUCUCCUCUUCAGCACAGCAAAAGUGUGUUUUUGACGUCUUGUUGUCUGCUGGAUGAACGACAAGAAGGGAAGACUAUUUUUUUGUAAUGAUACCCAGAUAUCAGCUCACGUGGAUCGAGGUGGUGAUUCAUGUCAUUUUCAAUCAUUAUUAAAAAAAGAAAUAAAAAUAAUAAUUAAAAAAGCGUACACACCAAAAUGUAUUUUAGAAAAACAGCACAACUAAAUUGAAUUCAGUGCUUGGAUACUUCGUAUUCUUUGUUUUGUACAGUGCCUAAUACAUUUAUCAUGUUUGGAUGAUUAUCUUGAGGAAACAGGGACCCAUAAGAGAGGAACUGGUCUAGUGAAUACUGGGAUUGCACAGAAGCUGAGAAGAGCUGGAUUACACUUCUUUAGUUGUGUGUGCACACCAGUCAGGCCAUUUGUUCAAUACCGUAAAAUUGCAUAAAAUAAUCGCAAGUCAUUCCCACUGCAAGCAAAAGAUCCAGAAGUGGACAUGUUUUUUUGACCACCUGGAAUUUAUCCAGAUAAGGACAGUACUUUAUCCAGAUUGGUCAGUUCUUCACAACCAAUAACUGACCUCUUGGAUUCACAAUGCCAGGGCCGCAUCAAUUACAUUGUUCUCUCCGAAGGACUCUUCGAAUUCAGAGAUCUGUUGCCCAGUCUGUUUGAUAAUCAUUGUGAAGUUUUGUCUUGUACAAAGCAACAGUGCUGUGAUGGAACUCUCUGGGUAGGGGUGGGAGUGGUGUUUUUGACUGUGCUGGUUUCAGGACCUUCACUGAAGUUUGCCACAGGAUCAGGAUUUGGGCAGUUGAUUUUGCACAGCAGGAUACAUGUUAUUUGCUGCAAAUAAAAGCUACCAGAUAAUA